CUCGAUAUUUAAAAUAUAUCGAGAUAUUUUUUAAACACGAUAUGAAUUUUGACAUAUCGUAUAUAUCGAGAUAUUUUUUAUAUUCAAUUUUGAUUUUACCACUUUGCUCGUUUGCUUUCUCUGUGGUGUGCUCGCUCCCGCCUCCGCUCCCCCGCCUCCUUGCUUUUGCUCCCCCUCCCUUCGCGUGUUGUCUCAUUUAACAUGGCGUCGCCCACAACCAGCCCAGAAGCAGAAUUCGUCUAAAAAAAAGGACAAAUGGCUCCAUUAUAUGGAGAUACUUCGGUUUUAAGGCGUCGGAUGAACAGCAGACAGAUGUCUACUGACGUGAAUGCCGAAAGUUGGUGCCAAGCAAAGCUUCUAGCACCACAAACCUUUUCCACCAUUUACAGAAAAGGCACAAGCUUGCAUACGAGGAGUGCACCAGACAAAGUAUCCCAACCACUAAACCCACUACUAGCUCUGGUAACACUACACAGACAACACUCCACAAAUCUUUAUCGCGGGGUGUAGAAUAUGAAAGAAAGAGCGCAAGGUGGUGUAACAUCACAGAAUCCGUGGCAUUUCAUAUAGCGGUGGACAUGGCACCCAUUGCCGUCGUUGAACAACCUGGCUUUGUACGCAUGCUAAAAACACUUGAUUCAAGAUACAGUUUACCAAGUCGGCAUUACUUUGCGAGACAAGAACUCCCACGACUGUACACUACAGAGAGAGAGCGGCUUGCUGCUGAAUUGGAGAAGGUUACUGACUAUGCCCUGACUACAGAUAUGUGGAGCAGCAGGACAUGCGAGCCUUACAUGUGCGUCACUAUACAUUAUAUUUUGGACUGGAAGAUUAAAAGUGCAUGCCUUCAAACCACUUAUUUCCCACAAGAUCACAUGGGUGAAAAUAUCGCAGAGGCCCUCAGAGACGUAACAACAACCUGGAUGUUAAAUCCAAAUGGACCCGUGGCCAUUACCACUGACAAUGGAGUGAAUAUCGUCUGCGCAGUCCAAAACAACACCUGGCAGAGGAUGCAAUGUUUUGGCCACAGACUACAUUUGGCGAUUGAGCAUUUGGAGAGGAGGAAACAGUGCCCAAAGGACACAUCUGAUGGACCAAACACUGCCAGAAAUGUCUCUGAAAACAAUGUCUCAAGCAGAGGGAAACCCAAAAGUGCAUGGACAAAAGUUGAAGUGAACGCAGUAAUGCGACACUUCAGAUCUCACAUCAGUGAAGGUCACUUGGCGUCAAUGAGAGAAUUUGAGGUCUGCAAAAGGUGUGAACACCCAGUGCUGCAAAACAGGACAGUUCAAAAUAUCAGAGACUUUGUUAGAAAUUGAGGGCUUACCUUUAAGUGCAUGGAGUUAAAUUAAGUGACAACGAGUCAAAAUGUUCUGAAUGUAAUGUUAUUGUUUUCUGGAGUAAUAGUUUUUUUUUUAAAUUCCCAUCACUGGGUGUGACAGUGUACUGAAUCUAAUAGUGCUGUAAGCAUUCUAGCAGUCUCUUGGUACUUUGUUAAAUACAUUUUUAAAUAUCUGCAAAUGUAUUUUUACAUCCCAAACGGUGUACCGAUUCAAAAUUCUGUUUGUUUUCUCAAAUAUCCAAGAUAAUCAUCAUUAUUACAUUUUAUAUUGUAUUAAAU
Molecule: messenger RNA, 1621 nt
Organism: Pimephales promelas (fathead minnow)
Lineage: Eukaryota; Metazoa; Chordata; Actinopteri; Cypriniformes; Leuciscidae
Source: RefSeq, a predicted model, not a curated record